This is a messenger RNA of Mesorhabditis spiculigera, 312 nucleotides long. The record is from the annotation of a GenBank genome assembly. NCBI's taxonomy places the organism in Eukaryota, Metazoa, Nematoda, Chromadorea, Rhabditida, Rhabditidae.
AUGAAAUUCCUGGCGCUCGGCACAUUUUUGGCGCUCAUCGCCACCUACGAAUCAUUCAACUGCUACCAGGGGACGCAGAAUUGGCAAGAGGAGCCAGCGAUCAACAACGUCAGCCUGGUCGAAUGCCUCCCACAUCAUAAAUGUUGCUCCAUGAUCUCAACGUUAACCGGGACCCAUUACGACUGUUAUGAGGAGUGCCCAACGUCUGUCUACCACAAAUGCGGACCGGAUCCGAAGCUCGGGAUUCAGGACAUCUACUACUGCUACUGCAAAGAUCACCGCGAUGCCGAUUGCCGCCCAUUUUUGGGGAUC